GUGUGUGUAUUAAUGUGAGUUUAUGAAUACAGGUCCUGGCCCAGUUUAUAAAUUGCCAACAUUGGUCGGCUACAGUGGCCAUGAUCCGUCUCGACACAGAAAUCCGGCAUAUAGUAUACGCGCUCGAACUGGUAUUAAGACUUAUGCAAUAGGGCCCGGCCCUCGUUACAAUAUUAGAAAUUUAACAAAAUCUGGGAUAGACAAUCCUCCCGCUUAUACAAUCAGAGGAAGGGAAGCAUGGAAACUGCGGGACUAUGCUCCUGGACCUGGAGCAUACUAUCCCGAGAUGUGUCCACCAAUGAAUCACAAUCGUAGAGCGCCAGCUUAUAGUAUCAAGUCCCGAGAUGUGACAAAGUUCCUAGAUGAAGGACCUGGACCGAAUUUAUACCUUUUACCGACGUGCAUAGGGCCCAAAGUACCUGACAAACGUGCUCAGGGUGCAUUCUCUAUGUAAGAAUGUGAAUGAAACUGUCAUUAACCUCUAACAACCAACGUUCAAGCAAAAUUUUUCGUAUUGCGUACGCCGGUACAGCACGUGCUACACGAGCCUAUACGUCGCCUAAAAAAACUUUGUUGGUAGGGGAAUAUGGCGCGUCUCAGUAGCAUUUUUUAACUGCUGUUAUUUUAAUAGUUAUGUCCGUGUGAAAAAUUCAUAGUGCACGACUGAUCUCAACUUGAAUGUCCUGUUUCAAGCGAUGUAUACUAAACAAUAAUACAUAUGUUAUUUUGCGCAAUAAAUUUUUUUACAGUUUUUUUAGGGGGGAAUGGGUAUAUAAAUGCAAAUCAGCAUCAAUUAUUAUAUUAAAUUAAUUAAUUAAAAAAUCAUGAUAUUAUUAAUUGUUAUUCGACAUGCUGUGUUACGACCGGAAAAACAAUUUGGCGCACGUUCUGGUUGAAUUUGAAGAAGUAUAUAAAAUCAUACAAAUAAUUAUAGACACUAAGAUCU
Solenopsis invicta (red fire ant) is the source of this 946-nucleotide messenger RNA. RefSeq names its product outer dense fiber protein 3-like. The record is from RefSeq and is a predicted model, not a curated record. NCBI's taxonomy places the organism in Eukaryota, Metazoa, Arthropoda, Insecta, Hymenoptera, Formicidae. Gene Ontology annotation, cellular component: cytoskeleton. The transcript is spliced from 2 exons. The coding region runs from base 23 to 454 and encodes 143 amino acids.